AACAAUGUUACAUGACGGGCCAUUUUGUGGCAGGAAGAUGGUACUUUCUGCAGUUAAAUAAGGGUGACAUUCGAGAAAUAGGAAUUUGUUGAAUUGCAUUUUAUUUGCAGAUAAAAUCCAGGUAAUUUAAACACGACGUUAUCUUUUUGAAAUCUGUAAUUGACCACAGUGCCGUGAAAGAUGUCUGGCACAAGAAUGUUAACCUGACUCUUUACACGUGCGUCUCAAGCACGUUAGCAUCUGCUGUAGUGUAGCUAUCUGUAUGCGAAACCCUGCACACAGGCAAGUGAUCUACCCGUAAACUGGUUUACGUAAAGAAUCUGCUGGGCCAGAAUGGUUUAGGCUGUUUUCUGAGGUCUUUGGAUCCGUGAAGCAGGGCACAGACUUGGCUGUGAAGCUCACCAGCCUGAGAUGAGCACCUGCACGGCGGUCUGUUCCUUCGGCACGCGCUAGCGGGGGGGGGGGACAGGGGCCGGGGCCAUGUUGCGGCUGCGGAGUGUGUGUCGCUCCUCCUGGAGGCUCCUGCACCCCCGGGUGGCAGGCAGCGAUCAGGUGCUGGAGCAGCUCUUCGCCAGCGGGAGCGAGGAGCAGGUGCUGGACGUCGUGGGCAGGAACAAAGCCAAGCUGUCGGCGGCGCACGUGGGCCUGGCCGUGAGCCGGCUCUGGCAGUUCCAGAAGGAGAAGCCCCAGAUGCUGCGCACCCUGGAGUUUACCAGGACUCACCCGCAGUUCCUCGCCCUGUGCGUGCUGGCGGAAAACAAGGUGGAGCAGCUGCCGGACAGCGAGCUCGUGGACAUGCUGUACAACGUGCUCAGGCUGAGUGUGGAACCACAUGACUCUCUGGUCCAGGAACUUGUUACAGAAGGAUGGCGCAGAAUAGACAGGUUACCAAUGGCCCCGCUGUCCAAGUUUGCAAAUUGCUUAAAUGACCAGCACCUGAACUCUAGCCCUCUAAUGGGAGAAAUCACUGAGAUUGUAAGCCAGAAAUUGGACUCAGUAAAAGAUGCCAGGGUUCUGUCCAUUCUGAUGAUCGGCGUCUCAGCUCUUGUGUCUCCAAGGCUGCGGGACGCUCUCAUCCAGAAGAUGGAUUUCCUCCUGGACACCACGGGUCCCAUCCACUUCAACACUCCCAGAAGAGUCAUACAGUUCCUGCGCAACGUCAAGCACAGCUACAGGCCCUUGAUGGAGAAGUGCAACAGAAUCCUCUUGCGCAGUGCGAAGGAUCUGGAUGCUGAAAACAUCAGCAUCAUCCUCGGGCUUUAUCAGUCUCUGCAGUUCAAUAACUGUGACUUUCGACUGGCUGCUAAACGGAGACUUUCCGAGCUUCUCGAUUCCUGCACCGAUCCUGUGUCUUUUACCAGACUCUUUGCUGCGCUUGGACCCAUGGCUGGGCAGGAGACCAGGGAGAGGUUGGAAAGUUCUGCGCUGCUAUUGGCUGAAGAGUUGAACUCCCAGCAGGCACUGGCACUUGCAGAAACUAUGGAGGAAAUGGAGUGCAGAAACCUGCAGCUGAUUAACAAAAUUGGGACAAUCUUUUCCAAGAACUUGGAAGGAUACAAACCCGUGGAGAUUGCUAGGAUUACUCAGGUUCUGAUUCUGCUGCAUUACCAGAAUCCAGAGUUACUCACGAAGCUGAGGUGUUUUCUAGUGAGUCACCUGCAGGUCAGUGUAUUUCCCUAUGAGGUCACCAUGCUGACCCGAGUGCUCUCCAUGCUCCCCUCCCCCCGGCUGGAUGAGGAGGUGACCUCCCGUGUGGAUGAUCUCCUCCCGCAGUGCAACCUCAGCGACCUCAACACCUUUGCCACCGCCAUGGCCAAGUGGGUGCGCCACGACCCCUCCUACAGGCACGUGAUGCCCCGAGUGUACGUAAAGCUGCUCCAGAAGCUGAACCACUGCGGGCUGGAGAGGCUGCGGAAAGCGGACAGUCUGGACCUGCUGCUGGAAGAGCUCAAGUACGUUCCCGGGGAGUGGUUUGAGGAGGUGCUGCUCGAAGAGACCAUGCUCAGUUUGCAGCGGCUGAUAGAUCAGAUCUCUUGGAGCAAUGUACCUGAACUGGCAGUUUUCCUGACCCGAACCAACCACCUAUGCACACCGCUGCUGGACAGAAUUGCCAGUGUUAGCAUGGAGCACAUUGAAAAGAUUCAUUAUUCAGCAAUGUAUGCCACCAUCCUCCCCUUCACUGUACUGAAUUAUGAUCCCCCACAAGGUGACGAGUUUUUCGACGCCUGCAUCCAGCACUUGAGACCCCAUAUAAGCUCGUUUGAUCCCCACCUGCUGGUGCUGCUGGCAUAUUCUUUGGCAGUGGCUGAUUGCUUCCCAGAAGAUGUGAUUCGAGAAAUCUUUAAUGUGGAUUUCUUGGCUAAGCUGGACGCACAGUUAGAAACUCUUCCUGACGCCCUGAACAUGCGAAUAAGAUUGAGGCUGAUGGAGCUGAACAGAGCCGUCAGCUUAGAAUGCCCAGAAUUCCAGAUCCCCUGGUUCCACGAGAGAUACUGCCAGCAGCUCCUGAAGAAAGGUAAUGGUUCUGUCACUGCAGUCCAGCAGCAAAUUCAUAAGAUGCUGGGGGAGAUUCUAGGAGGAAUGAGUUAUGCCAAAGUGUCUGUACUCACGCCUUAUUUCUAUGUAGUCGAAUUUGAAUGCAUCUUGGACAGAAACAAGAAGCCUAUCCCUUACGUGGAGCACAGCAGGUUGCUGAUCACAGAAGAAGGGAAGGUGCAGUGGGGUCCUGGCAGUCCUGUGAACGACAGAAGUGAACUUCCGCCGGGAGCUCAGCGUGUUGCUGUGGAUUUCCUUGACUCUAAAUCCUUCUGUAAAAAUUCCCGUCACAUGAAAGGAGAGGCUGUGAUGAGAAAGAGGCACCUAGAGAUCCUGGGAUACAAUGUAGCUCAGAUUCCUCACUUUGAAUGGAAUUCAAUGGAACUCUCAACACGGGACGCUUGGAAAGAAUACCUACGAAAGAAGAUAUUUUCAGAAAAUUCUUAAAUGGAUUCAGUUUUCAUAUCAUAAUAAAAGACUUGUUUUUAA
Messenger RNA from Lepisosteus oculatus (spotted gar), 3024 nucleotides. RefSeq names its product FAST kinase domains 1 (gene fastkd1). The record is from RefSeq and is a predicted model, not a curated record. Gene Ontology annotation, molecular function: RNA binding. Gene Ontology annotation, cellular component: mitochondrial matrix; ribonucleoprotein granule. Gene Ontology annotation, biological process: regulation of mitochondrial mRNA stability; mitochondrial RNA processing. NCBI's taxonomy places the organism in Eukaryota, Metazoa, Chordata, Actinopteri, Semionotiformes, Lepisosteidae.